This is a messenger RNA of Nerophis lumbriciformis (worm pipefish), 651 nucleotides long. The record is from RefSeq and is a predicted model, not a curated record. Lineage: Eukaryota; Metazoa; Chordata; Actinopteri; Syngnathiformes; Syngnathidae.
AUGUCGAUGGCCCUGAAACAAGUUUUUAACAAAGAUAGGACAUUCCGGCCCAAGCGCAAGUUUGAGCCAGGCACACAGCGUUUUGAGCUGCACAAGAAGGCCCAGGCCUCAUUGAAUGCCGGCUUGGACCUGAAGCAGGCUGUUCAGCUUCCCCACGGGGAGGACCUCAACGACUGGGUCGCCGUCCAUGUUGUCGACUUCUUCAACCGUAUCAACCUCAUCUAUGGCACCAUCAGCGACUCUUGCACCGACAAGACAUGCCCCGUAAUGUCCGGCGGGCCCAAGUAUGAAUAUCGCUGGCAGGACGAGCACAAGUACAGGAGGCCCACAGCGCUGUCAGCUCCUAAAUACAUGAGCCUUCUCAUGGACUGGAUAGAGGUACAGAUCAACAAUGAAAAUAUCUUCCCAACUAAUGUUGGUACUCCAUUCCCUAAGACCUUCAUGCAGGUGGCAAAGAAGAUCUUAUCCCGCUUGUUCCGGGUGUUUGUCCAUGUCUACAUCCACCACUUUGAUCGUGUGAGCCAGAUGGGGGCCGAGGCUCAUGUCAACACCUGCUACAAGCAUUUCUAUUACUUUGUCACAGAGUUCAAUCUCACGGAUCAUAAAGAGCUGGAGCCUCUGAAAGAGAUGACCUCUCGAAUGUGCCACUAA